AUGCGUCUAGUACGUCCGCUGGUGCUCGUCACUGUUGUCGUCGCGGGUCUUUUUGUCAGUCGCGCGUCUAUCACGGAGGCAACCGGUCGGCAGUUGAUGCCCAUCGACGUGAAUGCCGCUGCUGUAACGACUCCUGGGCGUAAAAGUCAAGUCCCACUUGGCGCCAUCGUGUCUUCCAACGCGGUCCAUGACCGCAGUGCUGGCGGUGGCAAGGUCACUGUGACAACGUAUCACAACAAUGGGUUGUGGCAUCGCAUCAAGCGGUGGUGGAAGAGGUUGAGUGGGCGCGAGGAACCUCGUGGUUCUGCAAAAGGACGUGACAUGGAAAGUCGCAGUUGA
Molecule: messenger RNA, 339 nt
Organism: Peronospora matthiolae
Lineage: Eukaryota; Oomycota; Peronosporomycetes; Peronosporales; Peronosporaceae
Source: the annotation of a GenBank genome assembly